Dracunculus medinensis (Guinea worm) is the source of this 2946-nucleotide messenger RNA. The record is from the annotation of a GenBank genome assembly. NCBI's taxonomy places the organism in Eukaryota, Metazoa, Nematoda, Chromadorea, Rhabditida, Dracunculidae.
AUGUUUGAGAUAAACGUUAAACAGAGUGGCAUAUGCGGACGCGAAUUAAAUAUUGUUUAUAGGAAAAAUAGAAGUGGAAAAAUUGUAAAGCGUGUUCAUGAACAUUAUCUCAGAAACGAUAUAAGUUGUAAUCUUGCGAUUUGUCAAAAAUGUCGUCCAUUUAAUACCAAAAUUAUCAGUGAUUUAAAGCACCGCAUCACAUCUACUUUUCCAGCAAAUCAUGCGGUCAUUGUUGAUUCGGCAACUGUUAUUCGAUUCCACCAUUUAUUUGAUAGCGAUCGCUUUAAAAAUGUGAUUCUUACACAAACUGUAUGGAAUGAUGUUAAAAAAUCGAAUCCACCUGCUUAUAAAACUAUAAAUUCACUGUGUUAUGAAAGAGCAAAUUGUGAAUUUGUAGUGUUUUUAGACGAUUUGCAUUACAUGACUCAUUUGAGCGGUUUCGCCCAUGAAAGUCGUGAGAAGAGACUAGACAAAUCUCUUUUGAAAGUCGCUAAGUUUUAUGAAGAACAUUGGGCAAAUUAUGAUAUUAUUCCAAUAAUUCUUUGUGCAACUGAUGAUAAAAAGGAUAAGUUGAAACUGCAUUUUACGAAUACAUUUACAUUAAAGGAAUAUGUUGAAGGUAUGGGUGAUAAUGCAGAUUUAUUGAAUAAAAUUGCUAUUUAUAACUCGGAGGCUGAGAAUCAUUCAAAGUUACUUUUUCCUGAGCACUAUUCUCAUGAAGUUAUUCAAGAUGGUAUCCAUUCUGGGAAAUUUAAAAAGGCAACUUUCCAGAUUUCCCGCGAGAAUUACUUAGAAGCAACAGCACGUCUUGAUGGUGAUGUUAUUUGGUUUAUUCAAGGUCGAAUUAAUUGCAAUCGAGCGAUUAAUGGGGAUACGGUAGCAGUUGAAUUGUUACCAGAAGAUCAAUGGACAUGUCCUGAAAAAUUAAUUCGAGCCAGUUAUUUUUUGUGUCGUUUUCUGAUCAUUUUCUCUUUGUUUUUAUUGUUUCUUAAGCUUCGAGAUUUGGAAGAAUUGGAAGCGAAAAAUGAAAUAGAAAAGGAUGAUGAGGAAAGGGAAGAAAAAAUUGAACCAGAUUUAAAGAAGGUUCGCAUUGAAGAUCGCAUACCUUCCGCAAAAGUCGUUGGUAUUAUUAAAAGAAACUGGAGACAGUAUUGCGGAAUGAUUUUAAAACCUUCUGUACCAGGCACACUUUAUUUUUAUCCUUACUUUGAUCUUUUUUAUUCAACAAAUGUUCUUUUUACUGCAGCUGAAAGAUUGAUACCUCGAAUACGUUUAGAAACUCGUCAAACUAAUCAGCUAUUAGGAAAACGUAUAAUUGCUGCUAUUGAUCGCUGGCCGCGUGAUUCUCGUUAUCCAGUGGGCCAUUAUGUUCGUACUAUUGGAGUGGCUGGUGAUCGUGAUAUUGAAAAUGAAGUUGUACUAUUAUUGGAGCAUGAUAUACCGCAUGAUCAGUUCUCAGAUUUUGUUCUUGCUUGCUUGCCUUCCAUACCUUGGAUUCCUCCAGUUCAAACUCAUAGAAAAGAUCUUCGAUCUUUAUUUAUUUGUUCAGUUGAUCCUCCUGGUUGCACAGAUAUUGAUGAUGCACUUCACUGCAGACAGUUAUCCUCUGAUCAGUUUGAGGUAGGUGUGCAUAUUGCUGACGUUACUCAUUUCGUUCGACCUGGUACCGCAAUUGAUGAAGAAGCAGCACAUCGAGGAACAACAGUUUAUUUGUGCGACAAGCGCAUUGAUAUGUUGCCCGAAUUGUUGUCAAGUGAUCUUUGUUCAUUGCGAGAAAAUGUUGAUCGAUUUGCUUUUUCUGUAAUUUGGACCUUGUCAUCAAAUGCUGAUAUUAUUAACGUUCAAUUCCAUAAAUCAAUUAUUCGCUCAAGAGGAGCUCUUACCUACGAAAUGGCUCAAAAUAUGAUCGACGAUCCUUAUAUGAAUGAUGAAAUAACGUUGAGUUUACGCGGUUUAAUAGCAUUAUCGAAGAAACUUAAAGCAAGGCGACAUGCUAGCGGUGCAUUAAAUCUAGCUUCUUCUGAAAUUCGAUUCGAUAUCGAUAAUGAAACAAAAAAUCCUAUAAGUGUUCAAGAAAAAAUGCAUCUUGAUACAAAUAGUAUGGUUGAAGAAUUCAUGUUGUUAGCCAAUAUUUCGGUUGCUGAAAAAAUUUGUGCAGAAUUUCCUGACUGUGCUUUACUUCGAAGGCACCCUACACCUAGUGUUGAAAGUUAUAAAUCGUUAGUUGAGAUGACCGAUUCACUCGGUUUUAAAAUAAAUAUAGAAAGUGGCAAAGCGUUAGCUGAAAGUCUUGACAGGGCCAUAGAUCCGAAUAACAGUAUCAUAAAUACGUUGAUCCGAAUGCUUACUACACGAUGCUUAACUCAAGCUGUUUAUUUUUCAUCAGGUAGUUUACCGACAGAGCAAUAUACUCAUUUUGGUCUCGCUGCUCCAAUAUAUACCCAUUUUACAUCACCAAUCCGUCGAUAUGCUGAUAUCAUGGUGCAUAGACUUUUAUCAGCAGCUAUAAAGGCUGAUAUAACUGUUCCAUCGAUGCUAAAAGGCGAUAUCGUUUCCAAGAUUGCAAAUAAUCUUAAUUAUAGGCAUAAGCAAGCACAGUAUGCUGGACGUGCAUCUUUGUUGCUCAAUACGCUUUUAUAUUUCAAAGACCGUGUUGAAAAUCAUGAAGCUUUUGUGAUGGGAAUCCGCAAGAAUGGAAUCCAGGUAUUUGUGCCGAAGUAUGGUUUGGAAUCGGUUAUCGUUUUUCCAUCAAAUUUGAAUUACUCUAUCAAUCAUACCUUUAUCGUCGCUGAAGGCAUUAAAUUAUUUCUGUUACAAAAGAUUCUAGUAAAAUUAUCUCUAGAUGAGACAGAUCUUCAACACAUCCGUAUAGAUAUGAAGCUAAUUUCACCGAAAAUUCCUGGAUUCAGCGUUGAUUAUAUGAUAUCAUUUCCUGAAGAUAGUUAG